GAGGAAGACAUCGGGUGCGAUGUAUGCGCGCGCGCAUUCGGUGGACGGCGAAAACCGCUCUGUCCCUCCUGUGCGCAAGCUAUAUUAUAUGGCUCCCGCAUCCAGCAAGCCACCGGACUACUCGAGCGAGAGAAGCAUCAUGCUCACGCCGAAGCCAUCUUGAGACCGGGGAACGAUGGGGUACUUGCGUCGCUGCCGCAAGAUCAAGCGGCUACUGAGUUCCGCAUCAACGCCAUUGUCGAGAAGGCCGCGGAGCUACGCAAACAGAUCGAGGAGUAUCGUAAGACCAUCGAUGUUCGCAAAGAGGCGAAAGCGGAUGCCCGCAAGGAGCUUGUGGCACAGAAGACGGAGCUUGAGAAAUCGAAGCCCAGAGCUAUCGAGCCUGUGCACAAUACUACGAAGAAGACAUAUGCGAGGUUGGAGAAAGUUCGCAGCCGGAUCGUGGAUGCGAGGCUGUUGCUUUGUCAUGAAGCUGCAGUCGCUAUGAACCUCAGUCGGCAUAGAUCGUCUAGUGGCCGAUCAGAGUACAGGCUUGGAGGGCUGGUAAUACCAGAUCUCCGAGAGAUCACCACAAGGACACAUCCGUCGGCAAAGGCACCGUUAGUUGGCGGCAGAACUCUUGCUGAACCACACGAUCUCGUGUCGGAAGUCUACGAGAACGUGGCCCGGCUCGUCAACCUCUGCUCUCACUAUCUCUCUCUUCGCUUGCCUGGCGAACUUCUGGUUCCGCACGAGAACUUCCCGCGGGCUGCCAUUAUGCCCGAGAAGUCCAGCUACAAAUCGAAGGAGAUCAAGUUCCCAAGCUCAUAUUCGAGCCAGCAUUCUAGCCCGAUGGCAUCCCGUGUUCUCGAGCAAGAUCAGCCACGCCCUAGGCCGCUAUGGUUAGAUCGACCUCUGGGACAGCUUGCCAAAGAAGAGGAGAGCAAGAAAGCCUACAAACUCUUCAUAGAAGGCGUUACGAUGCUGGCCUACAAUGUUGCGUGGCUUUGCAAGACACAAGGUAUGGACAGCAUCAACAAUUUUGACGAGGUCUGCGCUAUCGGCAAGAACCUCUACCAACUUCUCAUGUCCUCAUCGCGAAAGCCAUCAAUGAGUCGUAAGCAGACUGGAACUUCAAGCAAGGUAACCACAGCAUCCGGCAAAGAAGAUCAAGGCACUCGGCUGGGCGUAUUCUCUCACAACUCAGCCGAGCACAACCUGGCCAGCGCAGAAGGGUUGCUGUACAUGAGGGACUGGAAGAUUGGCUCCUCCACACGGCUUGCAGACAAGCUGCUCCAGUUUCUCGCGAGCGAAAUGUCUGGAGCAGAAUGGGAAAUGGUGAAAGAAGACGAAUGGGACGAGGAUCGAGAGGACGAAAGA
Molecule: messenger RNA, 1359 nt
Organism: Pseudocercospora fijiensis CIRAD86
Lineage: Eukaryota; Fungi; Ascomycota; Dothideomycetes; Mycosphaerellales; Mycosphaerellaceae
Exons: 2
Biological process (GO): SNARE complex assembly
Cellular component (GO): lytic vacuole; endosome
Molecular function (GO): SNARE binding
Source: RefSeq, a predicted model, not a curated record